GCUCUUCAUCACCAGCUGAUCCAAAGAGCCACCACAUACCACAUCUACAAUGGCGAUUUCCACUCCCACCUCCGCCCUCCUCCUCCUCCUCCUGCCGGCCAUCUUCGGCCUUCUCAUACCGUCUUGCACUGCCGACAACAUUCUCUACACCGACGAGACGCUCUACACGGAGCAGUCGCUGACGUACGGGUCCUACAGAUUCACUAUACAGUCAGACUGCAACCUGGUCCUCUACGACUCCGGUAAUGCCGUGUGGUCCUCCGGCACGGACAACCGUGGCUACAACUGCAUCCUCAAGAUGCAGGCGGACGGCAACCUUGUGAUCUACAGCAACGGCAACGCUCUGUGGGCGUCCAACACCUCGAGGGACCAAGGCAACUAUAUAUUGGUCCUGCAAAGGGAUCGCAAUGUGGUGAUCUAUGGCCCUGCGAUCUGGGCCACCGGCACCAACUACGGCACUUCCGGUGUCGUCAUAUCCCGGAACGCCACCGGCACUCCGGUGGUCGUCGCUUCCGCCGCUGAGGACGUCAACAACAGGAAGAUCGCCAUGGUGACUAAGAACUGACUGGCGGUGGUGAUUCUGCGAUAAUAAGCACGCUUUGAGGCGCUGCAUGCGUUGUUGGUGUGUCCAAAUAAGUGCUUGUCUUGUGGUCUUCUCUGUGGGCUGUCGUCGACUUGCUCUUGUUAUAAUAUGAAAAGGAAAAGGUGUCACCACUA
This is a messenger RNA of Musa acuminata AAA Group (dessert banana), 717 nucleotides long. Its product is annotated as mannose-specific lectin-like. Lineage: Eukaryota; Viridiplantae; Streptophyta; Magnoliopsida; Zingiberales; Musaceae. Bases 50 to 565 code for a protein of 171 amino acids. The transcript has a single exon. The record is from RefSeq and is a predicted model, not a curated record.